Penicilliopsis zonata CBS 506.65 is the source of this 1683-nucleotide messenger RNA. RefSeq lists its product as hypothetical. NCBI's taxonomy places the organism in Eukaryota, Fungi, Ascomycota, Eurotiomycetes, Eurotiales, Aspergillaceae. Gene Ontology annotation, biological process: DNA-templated transcription. The record is from RefSeq and is a predicted model, not a curated record. The transcript has 4 exons. Gene Ontology annotation, molecular function: zinc ion binding; DNA binding. Bases 1 to 1683 code for a protein of 560 amino acids.
AUGCUGCCCGCCGCGAGCCUCGCUCUGGAUCCAAGCACGCCUUCGUCUUCGUCGACGGAGACGCCGGUCUCUGAGCAGACGCUGACUCCGUCCGAGACUGAAGAUGCGCUCGUGCUGGAGGACGGCGUGCCGCAUUAUGUGUCUGGCAAACACUGGGUGUGGAUGGCCGAAGACAGCGAUAUCAAGUCGCUGCUCAACGAGAUGCAAACCGCUUCGUCAGAACCGGCAGACCAGAUGCUCUUUGAGCCGGCCGUGUCGCCCGCCAGCGCCUUUCUCCCGGCCACGCGCGAGGACUGCUACUUGCUGUUGAAUCUGUUCCUGGCCAACGUCGAUCCCAUGGUGCGAAUCAUCCACCGGCCGAGUCUGACGCGUCGCUUCGAUGUCUUUGUCGGCUGCCAUUAUUCCACCAGUCCGGCGCCGGCUGCCAGUGCCGGAACCCCCUUUGACGCCCUCGCCAUGGCCGUCUUCCUGGCGGCCAUCAACAGCAUCAAGGAGGCCGACGUGGUCUCGGUCUUCUCCACGAGUAAGGCCCAGCUGAUGCAUCGCUACCAGGCCGGCACCGAGUUCCAUCUCAGCCAGCAUCACUUCCUCACCACCCGCUCGUUUGAAGUGCUGCAGGCUCUCGUCAUCUUCAUAACAGCGAAAUGCCGCGAAGACGAGAUGGGCGAGGUCUACUCGCUCACGGGGCUGGCCAUCCGCAUCGCCAUGCUGCAGGGCCUGCAUCGCGACCCGCUGGCUCUGCGCCACGGCGUCGCCGUCGACAGCGUCGCCGUCGAGCUGCGCCGGCGUCUAUGGGCGCAGAUCUGCCAUCUCGACUACCGCGCCGCAGAGAGCCAUGGCUUGGUGCCCUCGAUCCGCGACUCGGACUUUGACACCCGGCUGCCAUUGAACAUCGACGACGGCGACCUGCAGCCGGCCCCGGGCGUGCUGCUCGUCGAUUGCCCGCGCUUCACCGACAUGACCAUGUAUCUGAUCCGCAUCACAGGCAUUGCCUCCUUCCGCCGCGUCGUGCAAAUCACCCGCGACGGCACCAACGGGACGACAGCCCAGCCACCGACCCUCAAUCAUUACCGCCAGCUCGUCGUCAAGGCGGAGCAGCUGGCCCGCGAUCUCGACGCCUCGCUCAGUCGCCUCCUGCCCCUGUGCGACGAGCGCAUCAGCAUCCAGGCCAUGGCGGUGCAUUACAGCCGGCGUCUCACCUGCAAGUUCUGGGUGAUGUUCUGGAUCCAGAUCCCCCGGCAGUAUCGCGAUCACAUCAUGACAGCAGAGACACGACAGAGAAUCUUCUCCGAUGCCGUCCUGACGAUUGAAAACUGGUGCAUGGCCGCCUCGGCGACAGAGGCCCAAGGCUUCCACUGGCAGAUCCAUUCGCACGCCGGCUUCUUCCCCAUCCUGUACGUCCUCUCCGAGCUGCGCAGCCCGGGCUUCCAGGCGCCAGACCUGGACGCGCUGCGUGCCCGAGGCCUGCAGGCCGUCACCAGCAUCGCGCACAUGCGGCAGACCUCGUCGGGGCCCUGGCCGUCCAUUACGCGCCUCGUCGAGCGCGUGUCGCAGAAUACCUCUCUCGCCGUGGAGCACAACCCUCUGCCUCUCCCGGAUCUCGCCAUGGACGAUCCCUUCGCCGGCCAGCUGGAUGGCUUUGAUUUCUUUGACUUUGCUGCUGCUGACCUGGCAUUCCAUUAG